AUGUGCAACUUUUCCAUUGACCAGGGCCUUGUGAAAAAUUGCCAUGUUGUUAUCAUCAGCACAGGUCAUCACCUCAUCACAUUGUGCAUUAUUCUAGAUGAUGUGCUCUCCCAGCAUGCCUCUGAUGAUAUCCUCAUUCCCUGCAUCAUGUUCACCUCCACCCUCCACUCCAGCCACACCCUCCUUUGCUGCCAGUUUCCUUUGGCUCCUGCCUAUGCUACCACCUUCAACAGCUGCCAGGGCCUCACAUUGGAUGCCAUGGGCAUUGAUCUAAUGAGGCCUGUUUUUUCUCAUGGGCAGCUGUACACAGUGCUGUCAUGUAUCUGCCACUGCAACCACACUCACAUGCUACUCCAGCCAGGAGGGAAAAUUACCUACAAUGUCAUGUUCCCUGAGAUUCUCCUGUAA
This is a messenger RNA of Pisolithus orientalis, 408 nucleotides long. RefSeq lists its product as uncharacterized. The transcript has a single exon. Lineage: Eukaryota; Fungi; Basidiomycota; Agaricomycetes; Boletales; Pisolithaceae. The record is from RefSeq and is a predicted model, not a curated record. Bases 1 to 408 code for a protein of 135 amino acids.